AUGGGGCAACUGAGCGACGUUCAUGGCAGCCAGCCAGACUUGAACAUGCCCUCAUUCACUACGGAGGCGGAGAUCUCGGAGCAUCUCUACCUCGAAGUCGGCCAGCGCCUCGGCCUGGCCCGCGAGGCCAUCGAGACCAUCCUGCCAUGCAAGCCCCUGCAGCGCGACGUGCUCGACAGCGCCGUCCCGGACGCGCACAAGGCCGUCGGCCACGCCGUGUACCGCGUCCCCGCCGACGUCGACGUCCCGCGGCUGGUCGCUGCCUGGCGGGAGACCGCAAGACGCACCGCGGCCUUGCGCGCCUGCGCGCUCACCUCGCAGGACGGGGUGCCCGUGCAGGUGGUGCUCAAGGAAUCCUUCGUCUUCUCGCGCGCGUGCUACUGGGCGUCAUCGCCGGACCCCGAGGCGGCCGUAGUGCGGGACGAGGCUGCCGCGGCGGUGGCCGGUCCGCGCUGCAACAGGCUCGUUCUCGUGGAGGGCGCCCCGGGGCAGCGGCAGCUGCUCGUCUGGACGUUCAGCCGCGCUCUCGUGGACGCGCCGCUUCGGGCCCGUGUCCUUCGCCGUGUCGCUGCAGCCUACAAGGAGGGAGACGCCCAGCGGUCGUUUAGCCUGCCGGCGACGCCCGAGUCGCCGCGGAGCAGGCACUCGCAAGAGGACCUCACCGCGGCCAGGAUCCCACAGGCUCCGGACGCGGAGCGCGCGAAGCGGUUCUGGCACGACGAGCUGCGCGGCCUGGACGCCCCCGUGUUCCCUCACCUAUCCUCCUCCCACCUGAGCGCGCCCGACGCCAACGCGCGGGCCGAGCAUCGCAUCUCCUACCCGGCUGACGUGCAGCGCAGGUGGUCCGACACCACCGUGUGCCGGGCGGCGCUGGCGAUCCUGCUGUCGCGCUACACGCACUUGUCCGAGGCGCUGUUCGGCGUCGUGACGGAGCAGUCGCGCGUCUUCGAGGAGCGGCGGCUUCUCAUCGACGGGCCGACCCGGACGGUGGUGCCGUUCCGCGUGGGCUGCGCGGCGGACCGGACCGCGUCGGAGUUCAUGGACGCGGUCGCGGCGUGCGAUCGCGACGUGCGUCAGUUCGCGCACGUCGGUCUCGGAAACAUAGGCCGCAUCGGCGAGGAUCAGUCGGCUGCUUGCGGGUUCCAGACGGUGCUCCUGGUCACCGAUGGCCACGCCCAAGAAGAGGCCGAGGACCAGCUUCACGAGCUCGUGGAGGCGUCGGGCGGCUUCGCGCCGUGCGAGAACCGUGCUCUUCUGCUGCGCUGCGAGACAACUAGCGAGGACGCACUCUUGGUCGCAAAAUACGAUCAGAGUGUCAUCGAGCCCCUUCAAAUGACUCGCUUCCUACGACAGCUUGCAGGCUUGAUCAAUCAGCUGCAGAGCGCAAGCAGCGACACUCUGUGCCUGGGACUGCUCGACACGGUGACGCCGGAAGACCGGGUAGAGAUUGAGAGUUGGAACUCCGAGCCCCUGCAGACUCAGGACAUCCUGGUUCACAGCAAGAUACUGGGCUGGGCUGCCGAGACGCCCAGCAGCCCGGCCGUCUCUGCGUGGGAUGGCGAGUGGACCUAUUCCGAGCUGGACGAGGUGUCCUCGCGGUUAGCAGCGCACAUCAGAUCCCUCAACUCCGGCCCAGGGCAGCUUAUCGUGCCCGUCUACUUUGAAAAGUCCAAGUGGAUGGUCGCCUCCAUCCUGGCGGUGCUCAAGGCCGGCCACGCAUUCACCCUCAUCGACCCCAAGGAUCCUCCCGCCCGGACCGCCCAGAUCGUGCAGCAGACCUCCGCCACGAUCGCCCUCACGUCCAAGCUGCACCGGAGCACCGUCCAAGCCAUCCUCGGCGACGGCCACGUUAUCGUGGUCGACGACGACCUCCUCCAGUCUCUACCCCGGAACCUGCCAGAGUCCACGCCGCCACCCAAGCCGGACGACCUCGCCUACGUCAUCUUCACCUCCGGCAGCACCGGCAACCCCAAGGGCAUCAUGAUCGAGCACCGCGCCUUCGCCUCGUGCGUCGCCCGGUUCGGCCCCGCGCUCGGCAUCCACACCCGCACGCGCACCCUCCAAUUCGCCGCCCACGGCUUCGGCGCCUGCCUCCUCGAGACGCUCACCCCGCUGACCCUCGGCGGCUGCGUCUGCGUGCCCUCCGACCACGAGCGCCUGCACGCGCUCCCGGACUUUUCCCGGCGCGCCGGGGUCGACUGGCUGAUGGCCACGCCGUCGUACGCGACCACGCUGAAACCCGAGGACGUGCCCGGCCUGCGCACGCUGGUCCUCGUGGGCGAGCAGAUGUCCGCCGCGGUCAACGACGUCUGGGCACCGCGGGUGCGGCUGCUCGAUGGGUACGGCCAGGGCGAGAGCUCCUCCAUCUGUUUCGUCGGCGCCAUCGGGUCCGACCCGGAUAACAUGGGGCGGCCGGUCGGCGCGCACGCCUGGAUCGCGGACCCGGAGGACCCAGAUCGUCUGGCGCCGAUCGGCGCGGUGGGCGAGCUGCUGAUUGAGAGUCCCGGCGUGGCACGUGGGUACAUCGCAGCGCCGGCGGGCGACGCGGUGCCGUUCCUGGAGGAGCCGCCGAAGUGGUACGCCCCGAGGGAGAUGCCGCGCGGCGUCAAGUUUUACCGCACGGGCGACUUGGCGCGCUACGCGGCGGACGGCACGGUGGUGUGCCUGGGCCGCGUGGACUCGCAGGUCAAGAUCCGCGGGCAGCGCGUGGAGAUAAGCGCGGUGGAAACGAGGCUGCGGCAGCACCUGCCCGGCGACGUGACCGUGGUUGCCGAGGCCGUCAAGCGCUCCGACGCGGCCGGCAGCACGGUCAUCACGGCCUUUUUGAUGAGCCCGUCGAUGAUGGAGAGGAACGGUGCCGAUGUCAAGGCCGCCGAGGGGGACGACGCCGCGCUCAUCCUCGGUCGAGAUGCGGUCCGAGACGUGGAUGAUAAGCUGCGGCAGGUCCUCCCUCCGCACUCGGUUCCGACAUGCUACGUAUGCAUGAAUGCGCUCCCGCGGACAGCCACGGGAAAGGUCGACCGGAGGAGGCUCCGGUCCAUCGGCAGCAAUCUGCUAGCGGAGCGGGCCCGAGGAGCAUCCUCCCAGGCCCAGCCCAGUCGGGAUGUCGCUCCCGUAGCAGCCGGGUCGGAGUCCAAGCUCAAGGAUGUCUGGAUGCAAAUCUUCAGCCUCGGAUCCGACUCCCUGAACGCUGGCGCGAGCUUCUUCGAGCUCGGCGGCGACUCCAUCACCGCGAUCAAGAUGGUCAACAUGGCGAGGGCGGCAGGGAUCGAGCUCAAAAUCUCUGACAUUUUCCAAAACCCCACGCUCGCCCGCCUGCAAGACGCGCUCGGUCACGGCUCGACGCGCUUUGCCGGCAUCCCGGCGUCGGCCUGGAGCGGGCCGGUCGAGCAGUCCUACUCGCAAGGCCGGCUCUGGUUCCUCGACCAGCUGGACAUGGGCGCCGUGUGGUACCUGAUCCCGUACGCCGUCCGCAUGCGGGGCCCGCUGCAGAUCGACGCGCUCCAACGCGCCCUGCUGGCUCUGGAGCGCCGUCACGAGACCCUGCGAACGACCUUUGAGAACCAAGACGGCGUCGGGGUGCAGAUCGUCCACGAGAAGCUCGCCAAGGAGCUGAGGAUCAUCAACUUGUUAGACAGGGAUGAAGACUACGUCGAGGCCCUGCAGCGGGAGCAGACCACCCCCUUCGACUUGACGUCCGAGGCCGGGUGGAGGGCCUCGCUGAUCUGCCUGGGCGACGACGAGCACGUGCUCUCCAUCGUGAUGCACCACAUCGUCUCGGACGGUUGGUCCAUCGACGUGCUGCGCCGCGAGCUGGGUCUACUUUACGCCGCCGCCCUCCGCGGGCAGGACCCGACCUCCGCCCUCCCCCCGAUGCCGAUCCAGUACCGGGACUUCUCCGCGUGGCAGCGUCGCGACGCCCAGGCCGCCGAGCACGAGCGCCAGCUAAUCUACUGGCGCGCCCAGCUCGCCGACUGUUCCCCCGCCCGACUCCCCGCCGACUUUGCCCGCCCGGCGCUUCUCUCCGGCUCCGCCGGCGUCGUGCCCGUCUCCGUCACCGGCACGCUCUUUCAGCAGCUGCGGACGUUUUGCCACGCGCUCGACGCCACGCCGUUCGUCGUGCUGCUCGCCGCGUUCCGCGCCGCGCACUACCGCCUCACCGGCGCCGAGGACGCGGUGGUCGGCACGCCGAUCGCGAACCGCAACCGACCGGAGCUCGAGGGCCUGAUCGGCUUCUUCGUCAACACGCAGUGCAUGCGCAUCGCCGUCGACGGCGAUGGGGACACCUUCGAGGGGCUGGUGCGCCGGGUCAAGGACACGGCGACGGCCGCGUUCGAGCACGAGGACGUCCCGUUCGAGCGCGUCGUGUCGGCCAUGAUGCCGUCGGGGUCGCGGGACCUGUCACAGAACCCGCUGGCGCAGCUCAUCUUCGCCGUGCACUCGCAGCGGGACCUCGGCCGGUUCGAGCUCGAGGGCCUGGAGUCGGAGCCCGUGGCAAGCAAGGCGUACACCCGCUUCGACGCCGAGUUUCACCUGUUCCACGCGCCGGACGGACUGACGGGCUACCUCAACUACGCGCCUGAGCUGUUCCGGCCCGAGACGAUGCGGAACGUCGUGGACGUCUUCUUCCAGAUCCUCCGCCACGGGUUGGACCGCCCGCAGACGCGCAUCGCGGUGCUGCCGCUCGCGGACGGGGUGGAGGAGCUCGACAGGCUGGGGCUCGUCGAGAUCGACCGGGUCGCGUACCAGCGGGACGCCAGCAUGGUGGACAUCUUCCGCGCCCAGGCUUCGGCCUCUCCGGAUGCCGUGGCGGUCGUCGAUGCGGCGGAGCGCUUGACGUACGCCGAGCUCGACCGCCGGUCCGACCUGCUCGAGACGUGGCUCCGCCGACGAGGCUUGCCCGCCGAGGCUCUGGUCGGCGUGCUAUCUCCGCGGUCGUGCGAGACUGUCGUCGCCUUCCUCGGCAUCCUCAAGGCGAACCUGGCAUAUCUCCCGCUUGACGUCAAGUCUCCUAUCGCGCGCAUGAGGGACAUCUUAUCAACGCUGCCAGAAAACGCAAUCGUCUUGCUUGGCUCCGACGUGGCCGCUCCCGAGUUUGGACUGCCUGGCUUGCGGCUUGCUCGCAUCUCCGAUGCCUUGGAGCAUUCCCCCACCGCGAAUGAGACUGAUGGAAAUGAAGUGGACCAUACGUCAAAGCCCUCGGCGACAAGCCUCGCGUACGUGCUAUACACGUCUGGGUCAACGGGCCGGCCAAAGGGAGUCAUGGUAGAACACCGCUCCAUUGUACGGCUUGUGAGACGGGACGUCAUACCAAACUUUCCGCCGCCUCAAGGCGCCGUCAUGGCCCAUUUGUUCAAUACCGUCUUCGACGGUGCUACCUAUGAGAUCUUUCUCAUGCUCCUCAACGGCGGAACCCUAGUCUGCGUUGACUACAUGACCACCCUAAGUCCCCAAGCGCUCACCGCCGUGUUCGCCAAGGAACGCGUCAACUCUGCCAUCAUGACGCCCGCACUGCUCAAACUGUACCUCGCCGACGCCCGCGAUGCCCUCAGGGGACUCGACAUGCUCAUGGUCGCCGGCGACAGGUUCGAUCCGCAGGACGCGACCGACGCGCAGAACCUCGUCCGCGGCCAGUGCUACAACGCCUACGGCCCGACCGAGAACGGCGUGAUGAGCACCCUCUACGCCGUCGACACCGCCGACUCCUUCAUCAACGGCGUGCCCCUCGGCCGCGCCAUCAGCAACUCCGGCGCGUACAUCACCGACCCGGACCAGCAGCUCGUCGGCCCGGGCAUCAUGGGCGAGCUCGUCGUCACCGGCGACGGCCUCGCCCGCGGCUACACCGACCCGGCCCUCGACGAGGACCGCUUCGUCCAGCUGACCGUCAACGGCCAGACCGUGAAGGCGUACCGCACCGGCGACCGGAUGCGCUACCGUGUCGGCGGCGAGGGCGUCAUCGAGUUCUUCGGCCGCAUGGACUUUCAGUUCAAGAUUCGCGGCAACCGCAUCGAGUCCGCCGAGGUCGAGGCCGCCAUGCUCAGCCACCCGCUGGUGCGCGACGCCGCCGCCGUGCUCCGCGUCGAGGAGCAGCAGCAGCCGGAACUCAUCGGCUUCGUCGUCGCCGAUGAGGCGGACAGCGCCGUGGAGCGCGCCGCCACCGACGCAGACCAGGUGGAGCAGUGGCAGGACCUGAUCGAGGGCACCCAGUACGCCGACAUCGCCGCGCUCGACCCGGCCGCCGUCGGCCGCGACUUCACCGGCUGGACCUCCAUGUACGACGGCAGCGACAUUGACCGCGGCGAGAUGCGCGAGUGGCUCGCCGACACCAUCGCCACGCUCCGCGACGGCGACCGCGCGCCGCCGCACGUGCUCGAGAUCGGCACCGGCACCGGCAUGAUGCUGUUCAACCUCGGCGACGGCGUGCAGAGCUACGUCGGCCUCGAGCCCACCCCGUCGGCCGCCGCGUUCGUCAACCGCGCCAUCCAGGCCACGCCCGCGCUCGCCGGCAAGGCGCGCGUGCACCUCGGCACCGCCGCCGACGUGCACCGGCUCGCCGGCCCGCCGCGCCCGGACACGCUGGUGGUGCUCAACUCGGUCGUCCAGUACUUCCCGUCCGUCGAGUACCUGGGGGGGGUCGUGGACGCGCUGCUGCAACUCCCCGGCGUCCAACGCAUCUUCUUCGGCGACGUGCGCUCGCAGGCGACCAACCGGCAGUUCCUGGCGGCCCGCGCCGUCCACGCUCUAGGCCGCGAUGCGACGAGGGAGGGGGUGCGCGGGCAGAUGGAGGCGCAGGAGGAGCGAGAGGAUGAGCUGCUGGUGGAGCCGGCCUUCUUCACGGGCCUGGCGGCGCGCCGGCCCGAUCGCGUCCGGCACGUCGAGGUGCUGCCCAAGAACAUGCGCGCGACCAACGAGCUGAGCGCCUACCGGUACGCCGCGGUGGUGCACCUCGUCGACGACGCCGACGCGGAGACGCGGCCGGUGCACCCGAUCGCCGCGGACGACUGGGUCGACUUCCAGGCCUCCCAGAUGCACAGGGACGCGCUGCGCGAGUACCUACGACUCGCGGACGGUGACGCCGCCACCGUCGCUGUUGCCAACAUUCCCUACAGCAAGACCAUCGUCGAGCGGCUGGUCGUCGAGUCCCUCGACGACGAAGACGCCACCACCUCCCUUGAUGGCGCCGCCUGGAUCUCCGCCGUCCGCGCCGACGCCAAGAGUCGCGCCAGUCUCUCCAUGCCGGACCUCGCGCAGCUCGCCGAGGAGUGCGGCUUCCGAGUGCAAGUGAGCGCCGCCCGACAGUGGUCCCAGAGCGGCGCGCUGGACGCCGUCUUCCACCGGCUCCCGGCCGCCGCCGCCGCCGCCUGCCGCACGCUCUUCCAGUUCCCGACCGACGACGCGGCGCUGCUCGAGCGCGUGCGCGGCCUUGUGCCCUCGUACAUGGUCCCUGCGCACCUCGUGGCGCUGGAGCGGAUGCCGCUCAACGCCAACGGCAAGGUGGACCGCAAGGAGCUGGCGCGCCGGGCCCAAGCCGUCCAGAAGAGCAGGGCGACCAAGAUCAGCAAGCCGGCACCGGUGGAGGCGCCGCUCCCGCUCAGCGACGUCGAGGCGGUGCUGUGCGAGGAGGCGACGGCGACGUUUGGUAUGGAGGUCGGCGUGGGCGACCACUUCUUCAAGAUUGGUGGGCACUCGCUGCUCGCGACGCGGCUGAUCGCGCGCGUCGGCGACCGGCUCCGGGCCCGGCUGACGGUCAAGGACGUGUUUGACCACCCAGUGCUGUCGGACCUCGCGGCGGUCAUCCAGCAGGGGCUGGCCGCGCGCGCGACGGUGGCAGCGGCGGCUGACGGUGACGGGCCGGCGAGGGGAGGGGCGGGGACGGCCCCGCGGACGGACAUGGAGAGGAUGCUGUGCGAGGAGUUUGCGCACGUCCUCGGGGUGGACGAUGUCGGCAUCACAGACAACUUCUUCGACCUCGGCGGGCACUCGCUCAUGGCUACCAAGCUGGCGGCGCGCAUCGGUCACCGGCUGGACACUACGAUCUCGGUCAAGGACGUCUUUAGUCACCCGCUGCUGUUUGAGCUCGCGACUAAGCUCGAGCUGGCCGGGUCAAAGAGCUACGAGGCGAGCGACGACAUACAGAUGGCAGACUACGUCGCAUUUCAACUUCUUUCUGUGGAAGAUGUACAGGGCUUUAUCCGUGAUGAGAUUCGCCCUCGGCUCGGGUUCGCGCACGGCACCAUUCAGGACGUCUAUCCGGCCACGUACUUGCAAAAGACGUUCCUCUGCGAUACCGCCACCGGGGUCCCUAAGCCGCUUGUGCCGUUCUACAUUGACUUCCCGCCCGGUUCCGAUCCCGCUACUCUGGUCCAGGCAUGCUCCUCUCUCGUCGAGCGCUUCGAUCUGUUCAGGACAGUGUUUGUCGAGGUUUCGGGCGAAUUCUACCAAGUCGUCCUAGACCAUCUAGAAGUGCCGAUUAACAUCAUCGAGACGGCGGAAAACGUGCACACGGCGACCAGCGACUUGGUGGACAAGCUCGCCGAGGAGCCGGUUCUUCUCGGCCAGCGGAUGAUGCACGCCACCAUCCUCAAGCACGCUUCUUCGUCGAGGGUGCGCCUCCUGCUGUGGCUCUCGCACGCGCUGUACGACGGCCUGAGCCUGGAGCACAUCGUGCGAGACCUGCACAUGCUCUACCAGGGCCAACGUCUGCCGGUCCCGACGCAGUUCUCGCGGUACAUGCAAUACGUCGCGCAGACCCGGGCGGACGGUCGCGACUUUUGGCGGGACGUCAUACAAAAGACGCCCAUAACUGUCCUCGGCGAUGCCGAGCGCCCCAAAGAGCUACCGUCAGCCGGCACAGCCAGGACGCUGCACGCGGGCAAGAUAAUCAGCCUGCCUCCGCAGGCGGUCCGCAACCGCAGCAGUAUCACGCAGGCAACUGUCUUCAACGCGGCGUGUGCACUGGUGCUUUCCCGGGAGAGCGGCGGCUCCGCGGACGUCGUGUUUAGCCGCAUCGUGUCUGGGCGGCAGGGCCUGCCGGUGGCCUGGCAGGGCAUGGUCGGACUGUGCACCAACGCGGUGCCCGUACACGCGCGGGUGGACGACGGGGGGCAGCAGAUGCUCCGCGACCUGCAAGACCAGUACCUGCUGAGCCUGCCGUUUGAGACGUUGGGUUUCGACGAGGUGAAGCGCACCGAUUGCGCAGACUGGCCCGCGACAGCGAACAGCGACAACUACCCAUGCUGCGUCACGUACCACGAAUUCUCCUACCACCCGACGAGCGAGGCCGAGGGCGGCAGCGUCGAGUUGGGCGUGCUGGCCAAGAAGGAGGCGCUGCAGCGCGAGGAGCCGCUCUACGAUCUGGGCAUCGCCGGCGAGGUCGAGCCGGACGGCGUGCACCUGCAGGUUACGGUGGUGGCGAGGGCGCGUCUGUUUGAUCAGGCGAGGGCGACGCAGCUGGUGGAGGCGGUAUGCGAGGCGUUUGAGAUGUUGAAUGCAUCCUUGUGA
This is a messenger RNA of Cordyceps fumosorosea ARSEF 2679, 9501 nucleotides long. RefSeq names its product BEAS beauvericin nonribosomal cyclodepsipeptide synthetase. The record is from RefSeq and is a predicted model, not a curated record. Gene Ontology annotation, cellular component: cytoplasm. The transcript has a single exon. Lineage: Eukaryota; Fungi; Ascomycota; Sordariomycetes; Hypocreales; Cordycipitaceae. Bases 1 to 9501 code for a protein of 3166 amino acids. Gene Ontology annotation, molecular function: catalytic activity; phosphopantetheine binding. Gene Ontology annotation, biological process: secondary metabolite biosynthetic process; amino acid activation for nonribosomal peptide biosynthetic process.